Molecule: messenger RNA, 2028 nt
Organism: Helobdella robusta
Lineage: Eukaryota; Metazoa; Annelida; Clitellata; Rhynchobdellida; Glossiphoniidae
Exons: 4
Coding region: 1-2028 (675 amino acids)
Source: RefSeq, a predicted model, not a curated record
AUGAGGACAACUGUAAGUUCUAUAUCUUGUUGCAUUCACAGUUACGAUCCGAACAUCAAAGCCAUUGGCAACACUGUCGACAACGUUGAAAGGAAGAAGAAAUCUGGAGGAUCGAGACCCAUAGACAAACCCCUGAAUACAACUUCAUCUAGUAAAAAUAUUUCAUGGGACAAAAGGGAACUUAAAAAUUUAGAACUAACUCCUGAAGAGCUGAUAUAUUUUUCAAGUGAACGUGAAAAAAGUGAAAGAUUUAUAGAUCAAGAAAGUAACAUUUCGAUUGACGAAACGCUAGACGCUGAAUUUAUCAACAACGUUUUUGAACCAGCUGCUAGUCAGAUUGAAACUGAGCAAAAUAAGCUGAAUAUUAAUUUAUCUAAUGAAACGCUAGAAAAUUUGUUAAUAAGUUCUGCUCAGAACUACACUGAAAACAGGAAAAAAAAUAAAAAAGUAGACAUAUCUGAUAAUAUUCUUUUUAGAAAGUCUACUUUUGAUGCGCGUACUAAAAGGAAAAAUAGUUUUUCAAGUAAUUCCAUUGAUUUUGUUAAACAUUCCAUUAAUCAAAAAAAGAGUCGUUUCAAAAGACAGGCUCAACCAAUCACAAUCGAGCAAACAACAAUUUUUGAGACGAAAAUUGGGAGGUGGCGAUGUCUAGCUGCUGGAGCCGCGCCCACAAAUUGGAUAAAUCCAAAAUUUGAUGACAAACAUUGGCCUCUUGCUACCAAAACUUUUUAUAGAAUUAUUGCCAGUAACACUGAUUGUGCGUUCUUCAACGAACUCCCGUGCUCUAAUCAACUGCCCCGAGUAGCACUCUGGGCCUGGGCUUUUACCGAGAGACCUAAUAAUCAAGAAAAAAGUAGAAUAGCCGAGAACACUUACUGUCGUUUGAACAGCUCGUGCUGUCAUUCAACUGUUAAAAACUUUAGAGAUAAAAAAUAUUUUCAACCAUCUCGUUUUUCAAGUGUCACAAAUUUCAAUUGUGGUUAUUGCAACCAGAAAUGUCAGAAUUAUGAUUGUGACAACAGUUGCCGUGUGAACCCAGGCAACAACUGCAGUAGGAAUUGUUUUAAAAAACACAUACCAUUACAUUGCAACCCACCCCAGCGCCAAAAAAAGAAAGUGAGUUAUUACCACAUACCCAUUGAAAUAUGUAUACCUCGAAAAGAAAGCUGUUGCCAAGUUAUUCAACAGCCAAAACUGCAAGUUGCUGACUGUGACGAUUGUAGAGAUUGUUGCUAUGUGUGCCUUGGAAAUUCUCGCACUUCUCAACUUGAAGUGCCGUGCUCUCAAAAAGCACCUAGCUUGAAUUCUUCCUGUUCCGUUGGCAAACCUUCCUAUCUUACGUGCAUUCCAAGUGUUACUAAUGGCUCUUAUCAACCUUGUUUAGAAACAAGUUUAUCACAAAACCUAACUGUUACAUGUUUACCAUCAAAUGCCACAAACUGUUAUCAAUUUUGUUUGGAAACGAACCUGCCACCAAGCCCACCUCCAGAAUUGUGCCAGUUAUUUUCUCAUCAACCAGAAAAUUUUGGCAAACCUUCAUAUCUCACUUGCAUUCCAAGUGUUACUGAGAGCUCUUAUCAACCUUGCUUAAAAACAAGUUUAUCACAAAGCUCAACUGUUACAUGUUUGCCAUCAAAUGCCACAAAUUGUUAUCAAUUGUGUUUGAAUACGAAUCAGUCACCAAGUCCAACAUCAGAAAUGGGCCAGUUAUUUCCUCAUCAACCAGAAAAUUUUACUUGCGGCAGAAGAUUUCGAUGCUGCAAAAAUUUGUUACCUCCAACAGGUUCCAAAAAUUGUAGCAGUUUAUCUUUGGCUUUUUAUAGACCAUGGUUUAACAAAGACCUUGCUAAAAGAAACAGACUGUCGUCUCAAUGCUCUGCAGAAAGUCACAGUAGUAAAAGUAGCUGGUCAAGGAAGGUAGAUGACACGAAAAGUGAAAAAUCUCGGGCCUCAAAAUCUUCGUCAGCUAAGAAAAGUUCUAAACCUAAAGGUUCAAAAGCUUCAAAAGGUGAUUUAAUAAUUUGUUAA